UAUGGUUUGACAGAUGGCGUACUUCGGGGAACUACGUGGUGAGGUGUCCCCGCGAAUCAGGAUCGCCAAAGGGAAGCCGGACUUCGACAGACGACUGGGGUCUUACAACAACAGCUUCAACAUCAACGUAUCGCGAUUGAAACCGGUCAUCAAGGACGGCAGCAAAGAGACAAUGUUGGCGUACUCGGAGCGCAUGCAGAACAUCGCCAAGACAAGGAAGCUGCAACCAGCGGCGGCGGCGGUAGAUGACGUGUCCCUGGAAGUGAGAGCUCAUCAGAUCUACAAGAAGAACAAACCAGCCGAGAAGCUCCCACCCGAGAGGAAGAUUCUGUCCUUCGAGCAGCUGGUGGGGCGGAGCAAGAACAAGAAGGAGAGGCCACAGUCUCUGGACGAGGUUACGUUGAGGAGGAGGCGAAUCCGCGGGGUGCAUGGAAUCAGCAAGGCCAGAACCCCCCGCGGUCUGACCGUCCUCCCGUCUCUACCGGAUAUACCUGCUGCUGCUGCUGCUGCUGUUCAGAAAAAUGUGAAGGUGAGCUUCGUGAACGCGUCUGACCUGUACGACUUUGUGGACUGCAGCAUCAGGCAGACGACGUUCAAGAAACAGCCACUGGGUAAUCUCCGGCGAGAACAGGAUCCUCUUGCAUCAGACAGAGAACGAGCAGGCGGAGCACAGUUUAACGCCGCUCAUCAUGCAAACAUUGAUGCGCGAGUUUUACCUCCCAUAACCAUAUACCUCAAACCUCGCGAAGGAAAGGGUAAUAAGGACAUGAACAAAACAGAUGAUAAAGAACAAAGGACAUCAGAUAAUGUGUCGCAAGAGGAGGAAACUCCAGCUCCAACCAGUCAGUUGGAGCAACUCAAAAUCAGACCGAGAAGAGCAAAACGUAUGACACUGCCGAAAUCUGGGUUGGAUUCCAUUCCAGAGACAGAUCGUGAUCGCGAAGCCUCGCAUUUGAGUAGCUUCCGGUGGGCGUCCAGCCAACAGCCCCUGUAUAUCCCCACCCACUCCUCCCCUGAUCUGGCUAUCCGGGGAUCGGGAAGUCCCAUACGAACAGCGAAUGGUAGUCCGACACGAACAUGGAGUCCCACAAAAUCGGCAAUGGGGAGUCCCAAACGAACAGGGAGUCCCAUGACAAUGGAUUCUGGAAGUCCCACAAAUAUGGGGAGUCCCAGGGCAGAGAAAUAUGUAAAGACUGAGAGGGAUAUACGGGUAGGGUUGAAGGUCAGGCCUCACAGUGACCCCCAGACGAACGUGGAACUAGAUUCUGAUUACGAGUUCGAGGAUGAUUACGUGUUUUACGAAGACGACUCGUCUUCAAAGGUUAGCGAGGACUCAUCAAACUACGUCACGAGAUCUUUGCAGAAGCUGGUGUUCCUGAAAGACAACUCUAACAAUCAUCCUCAGCAGUUUACAUGAUGCUGCUUUAAAUUAUUCGAGGGGAAACACAAUCAUAUUGAUUUAGUUUCGGAUCUAUCUGAAAGAAGAGGUAUGUGAAAGAAAUGGGUAAUCUGUUUUCAGUCACACGUGUCUGUUCGUUGUUUCCACGCAUGGCGGGAGUUACAUUAUUUUGUGAACGCUGAACGUUGCUCAAUGUAAAGGGACACUAGGUUCCAGUUAAUCUGAUACCAUAUGUGAAGAUUAUCAGUUCGUUUAAAUCUGGAAUAUUACCCGUUUCGCCAGCAUUGAAUAUUUCGUUUUGUUGUCGUUAAAUGUGGUUUUCUUCUAGAUGAGUGGCGGUCUACUUAAGAACGAGCACCUAAUAGUUGAUCAUGGAAGCAGUCACCACUUUACCUAACAUCCUUUAGAAUCUGCCUUGUGCAGAGAUACGAUUUUGAUAUUGGAAUACGGUUUUGUCGUUCAGAUUUAAACCAACAUAAACAGUGUUGGUUACAUGCCAUAUUUGAACCUCCAGAAAGGAACAUUAUUGAACAAGUUCGUAGGAACGAGAUCUGAAGUGGGGGAGGCACAAUCUAUUCUGAAGGGGCAGUCUAGUGUAGGGGAGCACAAGGCAUAUAUUACCAUUAUUUGUAUUGAGUAGGAUAAAACAAAAACCGUACAUUUUAGUCAACACGUGUGGGGAACAGCCCCCUCCCUACCUACCCACCCCCGAUUCCUACAGGCCUGUAGAAGUACAGUCAUAUCUGUUUAGAAAGACCAUGCAGAUGUAAUAUGUAUUAUUUAGAAAAAUACUGUCCAAAAAGACAUUAUUCAGUUCUUUUGAUAAUCGGGUGUUGUUUAAUAUGUUUGGGUUUUUUAGCAUGUUUGACUCCUAGACUGAUAUCAGAGAUACGACCCUAAUCCAGGAAUACGGUUUUGUCGUCCAGAUCCGUCUAAAGAUAUCAAUGAUGUUCUGCGAUAACUGAACAAUGUCCCGUCUCCUCAGCAUCGCGAAGAACAGUUACAAUAAGCAUUAUGUGAGUACUGCCAUAGCAAUACAUGUCCCCUACCAGAUUCAGCAGAAUGAAAUAUCUCUUAAGUUCAAGGGCCACAACUCAGUGAAUAAUGUGUCAAUUGUCAUGGAAGUCACAUUUGAUCAAUAGCAGUACAUGUUAAAACUAGGCACAAACGUUGAGCUCAAUACUUUAAAAAAAAACAGUCCUGAAAAUGAUAUGUGGAACAGACGAACUAAUAAAGAGUUUAAAAAGUUAAAAGUUUGUUCUGUUUAACGACACCACUAAAACACAUUGAUUUAUUAAUCAUCGGCUAUUGGAUUUCAAACAUAUGGUAAUUUUGAC
Molecule: messenger RNA, 2736 nt
Organism: Gigantopelta aegis
Lineage: Eukaryota; Metazoa; Mollusca; Gastropoda; Neomphalida; Peltospiridae
Exons: 1
Coding region: 14-1417 (467 amino acids)
Source: RefSeq, a predicted model, not a curated record